Molecule: messenger RNA, 2013 nt
Organism: Vespula vulgaris
Lineage: Eukaryota; Metazoa; Arthropoda; Insecta; Hymenoptera; Vespidae
Exons: 6
Coding region: 658-2013 (451 amino acids)
Biological process (GO): septate junction assembly
Source: RefSeq, a predicted model, not a curated record
GUCGUUCGAGCGUGCCGCGAAUCAAACUCCACUUGCUUUCUUACCUGACUCGACGUCGAUUGAUCGAACGACUUGGAGUUCCAAAAAAAUAGUAAAAAAUAUUAAAAAAUUGUAAAAUUUUUUCAAAGUAUAACGUGACUUCUGAAUGACACCAUUCUUUUUCCUUUUAUUCUUUUUUGUUUUAUAAUUUAUUUUUAUUUUUCUUCACGUACUUUACAAUUUGAAAAAAGAUGUAAAUGAAUAAAAUCAAAAAGAUUACUUUGAUCGAUGUCGAGGAUCAGUGCAGGAUUUAAGAGUUCGCUCGACUACUUAAAACAGGGUGUACUCAGAAAAUCGGUCAAGCGUGCAUCUUCUCUGUCCUACACGAAAAACUUCUUUCGUUAUACAGUUCGUUUCGUACUCUCUUCUUCCUCUUUUAUUCUUAAAGUAAAAGGAAUAAUUACUUGGAAUUGAAAUACAUGAGAAAAGAAACAAGUUGAUUUAUCACGAAAGAAAAUUCGUUGAGAUAUUUGUUUAAAAAGUAUUCGACCAUUUGUGUCAAAGAUAUCGUACGAAGAUCGUACUAAGAUCGUGUAUUCAUUAUUAAGUGGAUGAUUAUUCGUUUCUUCCUAAUUUUUUAUCGCUUUUAAUCGUUGCACGUAAUUCUUCAUCACAAAAAUGUGGAAUCGCAAGGUUCUCGUCAGAAUAAUCGAAGUGCUGCUUUGCAUCGCAUGCGUGGUAGCUCUCAGAGUGACGGAUGACGAAAGCAGAAGAGUAUUUCAUUAUUUGAGGAAUCGCAGCAGAGAGUGGUCGCUUUUAAAUAACGUCACAUGGGGUACCAUAGGUGCCGCUCUUGCAACAGCGACUUGCGGUGGCUACGUCAUCAUAACUGCCGGUCUUCUUAUUGCCGCGGCAACUAACGAACUUACGGGCCGAAAAACGGAGAUCUUCUUCCUUGGUCUCGGUGUGAUCCUUUUUGGAAUCGUCGGUGCUCUUGCUUUAGCAUCAAUCGAGAGUAUUCCAGAGGAUUUGAUCGACAAUGCUGCAGUUCUCGGUGCACUCGCUCUAAUCACCGCUCUUGUAUUCAUCGCAGAUCUGUUGAUAUCUCCUCCUCGUAAAAAGGAUAAGCAGGAAGUGCGAAUAGACAACGAUAAGACAGACUCAGCCAAGCAACCUACCAUGACCACGAUGACGACGGAAAAGGAAAUGAAGUCGUCGAAAGAAAAGAAAAGUACAAAAUCGGAGGAAGAAUCGAAGGAAAUCAACGGUAAUGUAAAUGAUGGAUUCGAGAAGAUAGACGAUCGAAGACGGAUGGAGAUCCAUGAAGAAGAUCCCGAUAAACGACUCGAACAACUCUCAUACGACAAUUAUCAGUUAGAAAGAAAUCGUAAUUUCGAUAACGUUGAGAGAGAAUUACGAGAGCACAAACAGAAUUUUGAAAAUGGACGCGUUUUGAGAAACUCUCAACGGUAUAGGGAAGCGGAGAUUCUUCAAGGAAACAGUGCUGCGAAUAGAUCGUUUGACGACGAUCGUAGAUCCGAGGAUUCGAGGAUCAUUUAUAAAACUCGGGAUAUUUAUCAACGACCAGUCGACGAGGUCGAUACACCACCGUUUCCAACUAAUUUUAGCCGAGGUAACGAGCCUACCUUCGGUAAAAUCGUAAAUCCUAGUGUGAAGAUAAUGAAAAUCCAACAUGACGUAAACGAACCUCUUGAUUCUUACAGAUAUUCCGACACUAGUCAAUAUGACAAUGUACCAGUAAGGAUGAGAGGAACAUCAUCGGGUAUCUUGAAAAAAGAUCGUGGAGUUUCUUUGGCUCUAAAAACUCCUAGCAAAUUAGAUGAGAGGAGCAAAAAUGAGAUCGAAAUGCUGGAAGAAUGUUUCAGUUCUCUCAGAUCGACAGGAACUCAAACUGGCGUUCGUACACCUUCCUCACCUACAGAUCCUGGAUAUGUUCGUCAUACUGCAAGCAAUUGGCCUCACGAUGUCAAGGCAAAAACACCUGGCUCUAGUCCAGAGCAUAACAGGAAUUAG